AUGGAAGAAAUCGUUUUUAAGAAACAUAAUCUUACUGUUAACGGUACCAGUGAAGGAAAAUCCGCCCCACAUGAUUUUUUUGAAAGUUUGACUGAUACCGCAUAUUUUCUAAAGGAGGAUAACUCAAUAGAAUCUAAUUUUACAACUCUUUCUUCUUCCGACAUUCAAAACACACCCGCAUCUAUAAAUAUAACCAUUAUACCAUUACAAAAUCAAACUCACAAAAACUUAACAUUAUCAAACAAUUUUAAAAUCGAAGAAACAAACUCCACUUUUUUAAACGAUACAAGCAGAGUUACUAGGCAAAAAGUCCAAGACAAUAAAGAUGACGACGAUAAUAAUGAUGUUGAUAAUGGUACAAAGGAAGACGAAAAUAAAAGUAAGGAAGGUGAUAAUAAAGAUUUAGAAAAGGAGGAACAGGUAGAUGAUAGUAGUGAGGAAGAAGGAAAUAUGGUUACUGGAUUGUUGGGAUCUUUAUUGGGAAGUUUAAGUAAACCCGACGGUAGCAUAGAUUUAGAAGCUAUAACGAGUUUACUAGGAAGUUUAAGUACUCAAAACACAGAUGGAUCCUACGAUUUUAGUGGCCUCACUGAACUUCUAAUGGGAUUUUUCGGGGGUGGUGAAGAUGGAGGAGGGGGAUCUGAUAUAGCAGGAUUUCUUGGUGGUUUAGUGGGAGCUGUACUAAAAGGAAGUGCCCAAAACCCCCCAGGUGGAGCUCCACCCUCUGAAGAUGCAGAUUCACCUCAAGCAGGUGGUCUGGAUUCCGGUGGAUUUCUUGGAGGUCUUCUUCAGGGAGUUUUCGCAGGAAGUGGAGGCUUAAGCAAUAGCAGUUCAGGAAUAAGUGGAGGAAGCAGCAAUAGCAGUGGUGGUGGUGGAGGAGGAGGAAACAAUGGAGUAAAUAGUAAUUGA
Messenger RNA from Brassicogethes aeneus, 909 nucleotides. The record is from the annotation of a GenBank genome assembly. NCBI's taxonomy places the organism in Eukaryota, Metazoa, Arthropoda, Insecta, Coleoptera, Nitidulidae.